UAUUUGGUAUGAACGACAUCGUUUUUGUUUGACGCUUCUUCCUUUUCCCUUUCCCCUUCUCUUUAGCUUCCAAAAUCCUCAAUCCGGAACUCGUAAAAGAACUCCUUUCCUUCUGUCUCUGUAAUGGCAGUAAUAGAUUCGAUCACAGAUUACAGUCGAACCCAACGGGUAGUUCUUCUCAUAGACCUAAACCCAUUUCUCUACCUCGAAGACCAAAACCCAUACCUGGCCUCUCUUCUUUCCACCGCCAGAACUCUUCUCUCUUUCCCUCCUCUUUCAUCUUCUCUUUUCUCAUUUAAACCUUUCUUUUCUUCCCUCUCUCCUAUCCUUUCCUCCUCUAAGCUCAACAUUCCUUCACUGUCUCUCUCCUUCAACCACCCAAAUUCCACCCUCGAGUCUCUCACUCAGACCCUCACUUCUCUCCUCUCUACCUUCGAUAGAACUUCGAUCUCUUCCCUCUCGCCUCGGGCUUUUCACCUCGCUUCCUCGAUGCGGCAGCUCGUUCAUGAUUACCCGUGGGAUUCGGUGAUCUGUGAUUCACUUGCGGGUACGUUUUCGAAUCGCGACUCUUUUGUUAAAUCGAAUUUAGUUGUUUUGUUUUCCCCAGUUAUUAGGUCUUCGAAAUGCUUCUCAGAGUUCUUAAGUGUGGAACUGGAUGAUGAGUGUUUGAGCAAUGUGGACGGGUUGAUUAAGAAGUUUCGUGAAUUCUUUGAGAGCGUCAAUGAGGCUUUUGUAACUAGGGACAUCCAAUUUAGUUGGAUUGAUAUGAAGUACGAGAUCUGGUGUUGUGCGGAUAAGGGUGAUUUUGUUGAACCCGAGUUGGAAUUUGGGCUUUUCAAGAGUGGGAUUCGGGAUUUAGGUUGGGGAUUUUGUUCAAGUGAAGCCAUUGUUUUGGGUUCAGCACUCAUUCCUUUUGGACUAAUUUAUCCAAGCAUUGGAAUUUUGCCUAGAUUUUUUAAUUUGGAACAUAAUUGUAAGAGUAUUAAUGCGCAACUGAGUCUCAAGAUACUAGAUGUGAGUGGAAACCCUUUGGAAUGUAAGUGUUGUGAUAUUGAAUUGGUUAGCCUGAACAUGUUUAAUAACCCAAAAUUCAUGGAUCAGCCAUCUGCUAGUUGUGAAAAAAUGAAAAGGUUUUGGGGAGAUUUUAGCCAUGGAAUUACAAAACUCCAUGUUAAUGCAGUUUUUAAACAUGAUAAGCGUGUACAAUUUGAUGGGUUAUUAUCUGACCCCAUUCUUGUGCGUGAGCUGCCAGGGGUAUCUAAGAAGGAUCGAAAGGAAAGUUGUAGUGGACAUUUUGAAGAUAGAGUUCUUGAAAUGCUAGGCAUGGAAAUAGGCAAAUCUGUGUCAAGAAAAUCUCCACCCCUUUGGGAAAUUCUUUUCAGUUUUCUGUACAGAGAAGAUUGCUGGGCUUUGGUGUCUCUUUCAAAUGGCAAUGGAAAUUCACUUUCAGGAGUCCUGAAGCCUUUCACAAUUUCUUUAGUUCUCCUCUUGAUUAUAAGGGAUGAAUUUAACCCUCAUGGUAUCAUAAAUGAAUUUGAUAGAGCUGUUUCAGGUCAAUUUGUUAUCAAAACACAGCCUGAGAUUUGUAAUCCCAACAUUGGUUUGAGCCACUCCAUUGGACUUGUGGGUUCUCAAUCCGGGUCGUCACCUUCAGACAAGCCUGCUGAAUUUGAAGAUGGUAAAAGGAAGAAGAAGAAGAAGAAAAAAGACUUACAUAUGCUUCAAGAACUAACGUGGAGUGCCUUCUGUAAGGCAGCAUUGGAACACUUGGACAUAGAUUUGGAAGAUGUUUGCUUUGCUAGAGGAUACAGCAAGUCAAAGAAAUUGAAAUUUCUGAAAUGCUGGAUGAAACAGAUGAAGAAAUCUAGCACUUAUAGUUUGACCAUGCCUGAUAGAUCCAAGCUGCAUCAGGACAUUCCAAAAGAAAUGGACAAUAGAUUCACCAAGCUGUCUCAGGAAUCUGAACAGCCAAUUGCUUCUUGUUCCUCAGUGGGAGAGGAUUCUUUAACUGGGGCUUCUAGAAUACAGGAUGAAGUUGCUCUUGGUUUUUCCUCAGGAACUUUAGAAAGUUUCUUUAAUGACAUUCCCCACAAAAUCCAGCAAGGGCUUGAAUCUGAAGAAAUAGACUUGGGUUCUUUGGCAAAUCGACUUGUUAGCUCAUCUAUAUAUUGGUUAUAUAAAAAAUAUGAAAAGGAAACCUUGUCAGAGAGUGAAAUCCAUGCUGUAAAAUCUGAUGAUCCUUCUACUAGUAUAAUUGCUGCUGAGCUAACAAAACUUUUACUUAGGGAUCCUAAAGACUUGGCUGCUAUAUACAAAGGCACUGAUCCUUCCUUUCGGGCAUCCAAUCUGAGUGCUGCUACGGCUACUUCAGAAAAUAUAGUUCGAGAAUACGAAUUACAAAUUUUGUUUCGCAUGGAGAUACUCCAAUCAGAGGUUGGACCAAGUUUUGGGGAGUCUACAAAGCAAAAGUAUGUGAAGCAAAUUUGCUUUUUCUUAGAGAACAUUCAGUGGCAUCUGCAGGGAGGCUUUUUUGGCGAUUGGAGCCUUGAUAAAUAUGUGGAAAACGUCAUAAACAGCAGGUAUUGUCAGAGUCUUGGGGAUGUGGUUCAGAGGAUUUACACCAAAAUGGACCUUUUGCUGUUUGAGGAUGAAGAUGAAUCCCCUAAUCCAUUGCUGAAUAGUGAGGACAGUAACCAGUCCCGGAGAGAAAAACACAAGGAUGAAAUGGAUGAAAACUGUAGAAGUGAUGAUCCAUUUUCUGCAGAACUUCAGUCCUUCCAACCAAUGGAAAAUGAGCAUCAGAGCCCCAGACGGACGAACCAUGAUGAGCAUGCUCGUAAAUUAAUUGAAGCUCAGGAACGGAGACAAAGGGCUCGUAGAUUUUCAUCUUUCAACAGAGGGAUUCCAGAUUUGCAGAGAGUUUGGGCACCAAAGCAGCCGAAGACAAUGAAGGUAAAGUCAAAUCCUCUUCAGAAGCUGUCAAAAAGAAAAGAAUGGAGAAGUGUAAGCUAUGACACAGUAUGUGAGACCCCAUUGAUGGGAACGAAAUAUUCAUGCAGGAGUGGCAGCAGUUCUGAGAAAGAUCGCCAAGAUAAUGGGACUGGAUUGUGCGGUUCCGUUUCUAAGGCUUUGUUUCAAGAUGAUUCAAGUCAGAGCAACAGUAAUUAGGAUGCCUAAUGACCUGCUUUCACAAAUUCUUAAUGAAAAUAAUGAAUUCUGAACAA
Molecule: messenger RNA, 3224 nt
Organism: Jatropha curcas
Lineage: Eukaryota; Viridiplantae; Streptophyta; Magnoliopsida; Malpighiales; Euphorbiaceae
Product: LIM domain protein
Biological process (GO): regulation of DNA-templated DNA replication initiation; response to ionizing radiation; DNA replication
Cellular component (GO): nucleus
Molecular function (GO): chromatin binding
Source: RefSeq, a predicted model, not a curated record